AUGGCUAGCGUCUCGGCGAGGGUCAAGAUGCCCGACAUUGUUGACCUGACGAAGCGUCAAUCGGCGUACCAGCCGCUGAGUGGAGCGCGGAAGCUGGUCAUCAAGAACGUGCGCAGUCCCGUCCACCAUGAAGCCCGGAUCAAGGAGUACUAUGCGCGGACGGAGCGGGAACUGGACGGAGCACUGGACGCAAUCUUCAACAGCCGGACUCCGGCCAUUCCGCUUGAGCGUCUCUACCGCGGCGUCGAAGACAUGUGCCGAAAGGGAAACGCCGAUACAGUGUACAGGACGCUCAAGGACAAGGUGGAUGGCCAUCUGAAGAAUGUGGUUCUCCCCAAGAUACAGAGCGCGGCCAGGAUAUCCAGUCUUGAUGUUCUGAGGAGCACGCUAGCGGAAUGGAAGACGUGGAAUGCUCAGACGAUCCUCGUCAGAUCGACUUUUAGCUAUCUGGACCGCACAUAUCUGCUUCUCAAGUCUUUGCCAUCCAUAAACGACAUGGCUAUUACGAGAUUCUGCCGAAUGGCCUUUUCAUCGCAAAAUGCAGAGCCUAGCCCAAACAUUGGUGCCUUUCUUAUUUCCGCAAUAUGCGAGUUGAUCAACUUUGAUCGCCGGGGAGACAAUCGGAAAGAUUCCGAGCUGCUCAAAGAUUCUAUCAUGAUGCUCUAUGUGUUGGGAGUAUACACAAAACAUUUCGAGCCCGUAUACCUACAGCAAUCCGAAGCAUAUUUUAGAGAAUUUGGAGAAACUUGCAGCCCACUGAGCCUCAAAGAGUACAUCGAAGCCUGUGAGCGACUCCUGGAGCGUGAGGAUUACCGAUGCAUGGCGUACAACUUGGACAGUACAACAGAGAGGCAGUCAAUGUCAUUGGCGCAUAUCAUCCUCAUUGAUAAAUACUCGGAUAAGCUCCUUCAUGGAGGAAGUCUGUCAAAUCUGUUAACUGAUCGAGAUGUAAAGUCUCUGAAGGGAUUAUAUGACCUUCUCCGGCUAUCAGGAAUACAAAAGAAGCUCAAGACACCGUGGAGCGACUAUAUUCGCGAAACGGGGGCUUCAAUAGUGUCCGACAAGAACAGAGGCGACGAGAUGGUGAUUCGCCUCUUGGAUCUCCGGCGAGCGCUGGACCUGACCAUUCGCGAUGCAUUCAGCAAAGACGAAGAUUUCCUCUGGGGAAUGCGCGAGUCAUUUGGCAAGUUCAUGAAUGACCGGAAGAUUGCCGAUUGCUGGUCUUCAGGCACAUCGAAGAUCGGUGAGAUGACGGCGAAGCACAUCGAUAUGCUACUUCGUGGUGGCAUAAGAGCACUUCCCAAGGAGCUUCUGUCCGACGUCAAAGAUCGAGCUGCGGCAGAGAAAGCAGGACAUGCCAGCAGCGCAGAUGAGGACGCUGAAUUGGACAGGCAGCUGGAUCAAGCUCUCGAACUUUUCCGAUUCAUCGAGGGCAAGGACGCCUUUGAGGCCUUUUACAAGAAAGACUUGGCUCGUCGCCUUCUCAUGGGUCGCAGUGCUAGUCAAGAUGCUGAACGGAAUAUGCUCACCAAGUUGCGGGGAGAGUGUGGCUCCAACUUCACCCACAACCUGGAGCAGAUGUUCAAAGACCAAGAGCUCGCCAAAGAUGAGAUGGAGGCUUACAAGGAGUGGUGCGAGGGCAACCCUGACCGCAUUGGCAAAGUGGAUCUGCAAGUGAUGAUCCUUUCAGCUGCUGCAUGGCCGACAUAUCCCGACGUUAGGCUGAAUCUGCCUGAUGAGGUGGCCAAACGCACCGAGCAGUUCGAAAGACAUUACAAAAACAAGCACACAGGCCGAGUAUUGACAUGGAAGCACUCGCUCGCGCACUGUUCUGUCAAGGCAACCUUCCCUAAGGGGGCAAAGGAGCUCUUGGUGUCCGCAUUCCAGGCUGCUGUGCUUUUGCUCUUCAACGAUGUCGCUGCAGAUGGAUUCUUGGCGUAUGAGCAAAUCUCGGCGGCCACCGGCCUCCAGGGAGGCGAUUUGGAUCGAACACUCCAGUCACUAGCCUGCGGAAAGGCGCGUGUUCUGACAAAGCAUCCAAAGGGCCGUGAUGUGAAUCCCACAGACACAUUUACUUUUAACAAGGCCUUUACCGACCCCAAGUAUCGUGUCAAGAUCAACCAGAUUCAGUUAAAGGAGACCAAGGAAGAAAACAAAGCCACACACGAAAAGAUUGCCCAAGAUAGGCGCUUCGAGACCCAAGCAGCGAUUGUGCGCAUCAUGAAGAGCCGCAAGACAAUGGGCCACGCUGAACUGGUGGCCGAAGUCAUCAAUUUGACCAAGUCGAGAGGCAGUGUGGAGCCAGCCGCUAUUAAGAAGGAGAUUGAGAGUUUAAUUGAGAAGGAUUAUCUUGAGAGAGAGGAAAACUCUUACACUUACUUGGCAUAA
This is a messenger RNA of Trichoderma atroviride IMI 206040, 2388 nucleotides long. RefSeq lists its product as uncharacterized. Lineage: Eukaryota; Fungi; Ascomycota; Sordariomycetes; Hypocreales; Hypocreaceae. The record is from RefSeq and is a predicted model, not a curated record. Gene Ontology annotation, biological process: ubiquitin-dependent protein catabolic process; protein ubiquitination; DNA damage response. Gene Ontology annotation, molecular function: ubiquitin protein ligase binding. Gene Ontology annotation, cellular component: Cul4-RING E3 ubiquitin ligase complex.